Musca domestica (house fly) is the source of this 1395-nucleotide messenger RNA. RefSeq names its product phytanoyl-CoA dioxygenase domain-containing protein 1 (gene Phyhd1). The record is from RefSeq and is a predicted model, not a curated record. The transcript has 3 exons. Lineage: Eukaryota; Metazoa; Arthropoda; Insecta; Diptera; Muscidae. The coding region runs from base 277 to 1143 and encodes 288 amino acids.
AUCAAAUUAGUUCAGUUCAGAACUAAGAGUUAAGCGGUGAACACACACGAAAGGAAAAUAGCGGAGCACAUAAAAGAUUUAAAGAAAUAUUGUCGAAGAAAAUACGUUAAAUAUUUAAAUAAAGGAAAAAAGAGAAAAUAAGUAAUAUAAGAAAUUUUGUUGUCAAAAGAAGGAAAAUACGAAAGUGAAUCAUUAGCUAAAUUUGUGUUUAUUACAAAUCAAUUUUCAAUUUGAAUUAAAUAAAAAAAAUUAAAGGAAAGGACAACAGACAUCAAAAUGCAUAGCACUCUGUUGGAUGAGAUCAACCAAAACGGUUACAUUGUCCUCGAAGAUUUUCUCACAGCCGAAGAAGUUGAUGAACUCUACAAAGCCGGUCGUGCUUUGUGCAUGGAUGCACCACAAGCAAAUCGUAAAGUUUUCGACACGUCCAAUCACGAAGAUGCCCAAAGCAAGGAGACAUACUUCCUCGAAUCGGGUGACAAGGUACGAUAUUUCUUUGAAAAUGGUUCCGUUGGAGAUAAGGGAGAACUUUUGGUAGAUCCCAUGGUGGCAUUGAACAAAGUCGGUCAUGCCCUGCAUGUGGAAAAUCCUGUCUUCAAUAAGAUUAGUUUCUGUAAUCGGGUUAAGGAAAUUUGCUGGCAAUUGAAUUUCAAUAGACCUGCCAUCUGCCAGAGUAUGUACAUCUAUAAAAAUCCCAAAGUUGGUGGCGAAGUUAUACCGCAUCAGGACUCGUGGUAUUUACACACGGAACCAAAUUCGGCCAUUGGUUUCUGGUUUGCUCUAGAAGAUUGUACCCUGCAAAAUGGCUGUCUGCAAUUCAUCAAGGGUUCACAUAAAAGCGGGGUACAUCGUCGUUACAUUCGUAAUCCCGACAAGAAUUCCCAGGAUCUAAUGAUUUACGAUAGAGCUGCACCCAUUUAUCCUCAUUCGAGUUUUACACCAAUUCAAUGUAGUAAAGGUACUUGCAUUGUCAUCCACGGCAAUGUGGUGCACAAAAGCGACUCAAAUCGCUCACCGAAGAGCCGCCACGCCUACACCUUCCAUGUGAUCGAGACUGAAAAUAAUGUUAAAUAUUCCGAAGACAACUGGCUGCAGCCACCCAAAGACAAGCCCUUCCCUGUUUUAUUUGAAAGAAAGAACUGAUAUCUCGUACCUUUGUGUUGAGCUACAAUUGUAUCUGUGAAAUCCCCAAUUUUUACCCACACAUUACUUUUUUGUACUUCUUUUUUAAUUGUAAAAUAGCAUAACAUUUUGUGUUUUUAUAAGUUUUCGUUUUCUAUCAUUUCAUGUAGCUUUAUAUGUUUAAAUCAAAUAACAAGUGUAUUAACAAAUAAUAUGUACGUAACAUAGAUAAAAUAAUUGUAAUUUUUAAAUAAAUAUAUACUGAAAAAUCAA